Molecule: messenger RNA, 3038 nt
Organism: Rubroshorea leprosula
Lineage: Eukaryota; Viridiplantae; Streptophyta; Magnoliopsida; Malvales; Dipterocarpaceae
Source: the annotation of a GenBank genome assembly
UCUUUUGGGUUUCGAUUUGGUUCAUUGAUUUUCAAUGGAAGCUGUAGCAUCGAGCAUUGCUGACGCAAUGCUUUCCUCUCUGUUUGACCAUAUAUUUGAAAGAUUAUUUGCCUCCUCAGAGUUUCUCAACUUUGUCCGGCAAGAGCAAGUCUUGUCCCAACUCAACAAGUGGAAGAACCUGUUACCAAAGAUCAGAGCCAUUCUCGAUGACGCAGAGGAUAAGCAAACGGUCAGUCGAGCGGUGAAGCUCUGGCUCAGCGAUUUAAAAGACAUGGUAUAUGAUGCUGAAGAUAUCAUUGAUGAAAUUGCCACCGAGGCCCUGCGCCGGAGAAUACUGGGGGAGACUCAGAUGACGAGCACCGGCGGUAUGGCAUGCCGUUUUUUCCCAAGUUGUGUUACCGGUCUGAAUUUAAGUGGUGUUAAGUUUAGUGCACGGAUGGGUUCUAAAAUAGAAGAUAUCACUGUUAGAUUUGAAGGUAUGGUUGAGCAGAUGAAUGUUUUGAAUUUGCUGGGGAGGAGUGAUGAAGGGAGAUUGGAGAGAAUAAGGGAUGGGCUUCGGUCGACGAGUUCUCUUGUUGAUGAAUCUCAGGUUUAUGGCCGGGAAAUGGAUAAAGAUGAGAUUAUUCAACGGCUGAUGAAUGUUGAAAUUGGUGAAAUUGGUGUGGUUUGUGUUGUGGGAAUGGGGGGAGUGGGUAAAACCACGCUUGCUCAGGUGACUAAGAUUCUAUUGCAGUCUGUCGCUAAGGAGGGUUGCCAUUCCAAGGUCGACCUAAAUUCGCUUCAACUGAGGCUAAGGGAGGAGCUUUCUGGAAAGAAGUUUUUGAUUGUUUUAGAUGAUGUUUGGAAUGAGAACUAUGAAAGGUGGGAUGUUCUACGUAGACCCUUCUUGGCGGGAGCAGCUGGUAGCAAGGCCUUGUCUGAUGAUGAUUGCCUUUCACUUUUUGCCACACAUGCUCUUGGAGCUAGUAAUUUUGAUGGACACCCAAUUCUAAAAGGAAUUGGUGAAGAGAUAGUGAAGAAGUGCAAAGGAUUACCAUUGGCAGCCAAGACAUUAGGUGGGCUCCUGCGUGGUAAAGCAAAUUAUGAUGAGUGGGAAGAUAUGCUGAGGAGCAAAAUAUGGGACAUACUAGAAGAAAGAGGUGGCAUCGUUCCUGCUUUGAAGUUGAGUUACCAUCAUCUUCCUUCCCAUUUGAAGCGAUGUUUUGCGUAUUGUGCUAUUUUUUCAAAAGACUAUGAAUUUGACAAGAAUGAGCUGGUCCUACUAUGGAUGGCCGAGGGUUUGAUACAAGACGCCAAGGGAGGAAAGCAAGCGUGGGACCUAGGUCUUGCAUAUUUUCAUGAUUUGCUUUCAAGGUCUUUUUUCCAACGGUCAAAUAGCAACAAAACAUUGUUUGUUAUGCAUGACCUUAUAAAUGAUCUAGCUCAAUCUGUUGCUGGAGAAAUAUGCUUUCAUUUUGAGAAUAACUGUGGAGAUAAACUGGCUGCAAGUAUUAAAAAGCUUCGUCAUUUGUCAUUCACUCGUCGCCAAUAUGACAUUUUCAAAAGAUUUGAAGUAUUUGAUUCAGCGAAGUCUUUACGGACUUUCAUAGCAUUACCAGUUGAUACAUCAUCUUCAACAGCAUGCUGUUACUUGAGCAAAGAUGUGUUGCAGGAGUUGGUGGCAGAAUUAAGAUACUUAAGAGUGUUAUGUUUGAGUGGUUACUGCCUGGACAAACUACCGUAUUCUAUUGGUCAUUUGGAGCACUUGAGGUACCUUAAUUUGUCUUACACUACAAUUACACAGUUACCAGAAUCUGUGGGUUACCUAUUCAACUUACAAACAUUUUUAUUGUGUGGCUGCAAGGAGCUUACUAAAUUGCCACAAGGUAUUGAAAAUCUGAUUAACCUUCUUGUUUUUGAUCUUACUGAUACUGAGAAAUUAGUGGAGAUGCCACUUCACAUUGGUAAUUUGAAAAGCCUUCAAAUUUUGUCCAAAUUCAUUGUGGGAAAUGACAAUCAGUUUGGCAUUAAAGAAUUGAAGGAUUUGAUGCAUCUAAAAGGGGAGUUUUGCAUUAUGGGGUUGGAAAAUGUGGUUGAUUCUCGAGAUGCUUGGCAUGCUAAUCUAAUGGAUAAGCAGGACCUUGAUGCCUUGGAUUUGAAAUGGAGUGAGUUCCUUGAUUACCAGAACGAAGAAGAUGAAAUGCAUGAGCCAAUGUCAGAAUGGAACUUGGAAUCUCUAACCUCUCUUAAAGAGCUCAACAUUGCUGGUGCCCCUAAUAUAACUUCCUUCCCGGAUGAAAAUUGUUUUCUUCCUACGAGCCUCAGCUUGAUUUUCAUUGCAAGACUCAACAAUCUGGAAUCUCUAUCCCCAGCACUGCAAAACUUGACCUCACUAGAAGAACUAGAAGUUGUUGACUGUCCAAAGCUGAGACACUUGCCAAGGGAAGGCCUGCCUGCAACACUUGGAAGACUUUGUAUCAGAAACUGUGAACAUUUAAAACGAAAAUGCUUGAAGAAGAAAGGAGCUUACUCAACGAGGAUAGCCCACAUCCCCAAUGUGGAGAUAGAAUGCUGCAUGAUUCUUCUCGUAAUGACCUUUUCACUGCAAUUGCAGAUUAAAUUCAAAAAGGGACAGCAGAUGUUCAAUAAACUCUUGCAAGAUGUUUUUGGGAUUUCUCAUUUUCUACAUACGGAUGGAGGGAAUAUCAGUGAUGCCCAAAUACAUUUGUUCAAGAUAGAGCUACAGCCUACAAGAUUGGAAGCAUAUAUACAGAGAAUGAUAAUCCAUAAUCAUUACCUCUAAUGGUCAUGUCAUGGGGACCUUCUUUCUCAUAACUCUAUGCUCACAUUAAUCAAAGUCAAUCUCAAAAAUAUUUGAAAUAAAGAAGUCUGCAGUUUGAUACAUCCUGAAUUGUGUUUUUGAUUAUGAGCCCUGUAAACUCUGUUUGUUUCAUUUUCAGGCAAAUAGUUUUGAAUUUCUUGUUGCUUUCUUUACAGAUUUUGAGAUCAAUCAUGGACUAUGUAUUGUUUUUUCCUGCCAAUCAACUAGUCGAUUACAC